Molecule: messenger RNA, 2039 nt
Organism: Python bivittatus (Burmese python)
Lineage: Eukaryota; Metazoa; Chordata; Lepidosauria; Squamata; Pythonidae
Gene: METTL4
Product: methyltransferase 4, N6-adenosine
Biological process (GO): methylation
Cellular component (GO): cytosol; nucleus
Molecular function (GO): RNA methyltransferase activity; site-specific DNA-methyltransferase (adenine-specific) activity; nucleic acid binding
Source: RefSeq, a predicted model, not a curated record
CAGACUACAAUGGCUCGAGGGAACGGCUACGUUUCAUCUCUAUGAUUAUCUCUGGCGUUCCACGAGUUGUGAAUUCCGGAGUUGCUCGCUGGCUGUGCGUUACAGAGGGCAAGGAGGCUUCUCCCUUGUGAGCGAAGUUUCUUCUUCUUUUUCUUCUUCCCUGUCGGAGUAAGGGGAAUAGGUCCAGCUGGCAUGCUACGGGCUGGUGUCUGACCUUCACGGCCUCUCUGAGCGCGGCUAUUCGAGUCCGCGAUGGGGCAGAAGACUCGGCUCAAAGGCUACGCGAUCCACUCACCGCGAUCGAACAUGCACCGUUUACUCAGAAAUAAAUUCCAUUGAAUUCAGCACGAUUUACUUAUAACUAUAACUUAGGGAAAUACAGUUUUUAAUAAAUCAUUUGGAAGAAUUAUGCCUUGGAAAGCAGACAAUGUCAAUUGUAUGUUAUCUGCCAGCUGGCUGGAUGCUAGAUCACCUCUCCUUCAUAAAUAAAACUGGAUACUAUUUUUGCCACUCCCUUGAGCACUCAGCCCACGAUUCUUUUGACAAUACUGUUCUUCCUGCUUCCUCAGGUACAAUUCUGCUUCCCAUAAAAUCAUGUACAAAAAGUUUUGUUCCUGACUUUAGACACGAAGGAGAAAAAAAUGGUCAGAUGGUCAAGAGGACAUACAUAUUUCGGGAAGAAUAUUUUAAUGUACUUAAGCCCCAUAUUACUGAAAGCUUCCAAAUGGAAAGGCAUGAUGGGACUAAUCUAGAAACUGGUGAAUCAGGACAGCAGAAAAGUGCCAAGGACAAGCCUGUUAUUACAAUUAAAGCCAAAAAGAAACGAAAAAGAAGCAAUGAACUUAAUCACGGUGAAAGUGAUAUCUUAGAGUAUCAUUUAAAGAUCAGUGGCAUAAUUUUGGAUGGGACCAGAAGUUUAAUCCAGGAGGCACGCAGAAGUGGUUUCCUUCAGCCUAGUUCUCUAGAACAGUUUUACACCAAGACCUCUGACAGAGGACAAAAUAAUUUCAGUUUGGCUGAGCUAUGUGAGAUGGCCAAGUGUUUCGUUCCUGUGAAUGAAAGAGAGCAAAAAUGUGUAAUAGACAAGGAAACUUCUGACCCAGAACAAGUUCAGUUAACCUGUGUCACUGAAAAUAAUACAAACAACGCAAAGAUGUUAACACUAAUGGGACAGAAGUACUUAUUUCCCCCCAAAAGUGCAUUUCUUUUAUCAGAUAUUUCAUGUAUGCAGCCACUUUUGAACUAUAAAAAAAAGUAUGACAUAAUUGUUAUAGACCCACCAUGGGAGAACAAGUCUGUGAAAAGAAGCAGUAGGUAUGGUUUCUUGUCUCACUGGCAAAUCAAAGAAAUUCCUGUGCCAGCACUGGCAGCUCCAGAUUGUCUUGUGGUCACAUGGGUGACCAAUAGACAGAAGCAUUUACGAUUUGUAAAGAAUGAACUUUAUCCUCACUGGUCCAUACAUGAUGUAGUUGAGUGGUUUUGGGUAAAAAUUACAAAGUCUGGAGAAUUUGUGAUCCCAUUAGAUUCUCUUCACAAAAAGCCUUAUGAAAUUCUUGUGCUGGGCAGAGUGCAGGGAAAUACAGAUGUACCGUUAAGGCUUUCAGAAGAUGAAAAGUUUCCUGCAAUUCCUGAUCAGAAAUUAAUUGUUAGUGUACCUUGUACUCUUCAUUCACAUAAGCCUCCUCUUUCAGAGAUUCUGAAAGAAUAUACCAAGCCAGAUGUAGAAUGUUUGGAGCUGUUUGCUCGGAAUUUGCAGCCUGGAUGGACCAGUUGGGGCAAUGAAGUCCUCAAAUUCCAGGACUUGGACUACUUCACUGCUUUACAGAAUAAUGACUAAUGAUACUUAAUUAUUUUUGAAGAUUUUGUUUCUGUGUUCUGAAUUUCCUCUGCUAAUUCUAACCCUACAUUUUGAGUAGUGUGAACAACCUAUGUAGAGUAAAUUAUUGUAGUCCAAUUAAAAGGUAACAAGGAUGGAGCUUGUUCCUCCAUGCUGAGGUUGUGGAGUAUCAAGGUCUUAUUUUUCUGUUGCUAUCCAAACG